ACCUUGCAUUUGCAUCUUGCAGUUGCGAGCGUUGACGCCCGUUCCUGUGACGCGAUGCUUUGAGGGUCUGGCCCAGUCCUGCUAUGGCAUUAUCCAGUUUGGAGGACUAAAGCGCGAAGUAGGAGCCGAUCCAUGCCUUCCUUCCUAUGCCCAUGCAAUGACUCCGGAAUUCAGGUAUUCCAUACUUCCAGGUAGCAAGAGAGCCAUGCUGCUGAAUCGUUGCUCUUAUACGCAAAAGCCGGCCAGACUCUUCACGGAAAGAGCGGCGGCGGAAGGAGAUAUGACGCGAUGAAGAAAGGCGCACCCAGUGAAGGCGACCGCUCGCCGCUCCCAAAUACAGCUUCACAGGCGCUUUGGACGAGCCCAGAAAACUCUGCUCCCUUCACCUUCACCGCGCCUCGGGUCUUCUUGGCAAGCUCUAUAAACGUCUCACAAUGCCUCUCCAGCACCUGACAACAACCACAUCUCCGCUCUCGCAACCUAGCCACCAUGGCAGAUCGCUACCCGCCCGUUCCACGCGGAUGGAACUGCUAUCGUCCAACGUACUCGCCUCCACGCAGCACACGCUCUGGCCAGCACCCGUCCCUGGACAACGGCGACAACCCGAACAAAACCCCCGCGGCUCCGCAUCACCACCAGCGACGCCCUGGUCGGGGUGACAACCGCUCAGACGGCCGCCCAGACGACGAGCUCCUAAAGCUCUGGGAUGCAGAGCUUGAAGGCUUAAUGGGACGCACCGAACGUGCCUACGACUUGGUGAGUACUUACGAGGAGUUGUCGAUGGGUGGAAAGCGGUGGCUGCCAACCCACAUUGAGGUGAUUCGCGAGGCUGGGAAGGAUCUGCACCAUGAUAUCCGCGUUCUACAGGGCUGGCGACGUACGGUGGCGAAGCUGGGAAAGGUCGAUCGGGACAUGAUGCGGAAGAUCGAGGAUGAGUGCAAUGCGGUCAAGCAGACGUGUCUGCGCGUUCAAGGCAUGAUCAACGGGCACGAGCAGGUGCCUGUUCGCAACGAGCAGGAGGUCGAGGUGGAUGCCGACGGCCAACUGGUCGGGUUUAAGAUCAAGGGUGCUGCGGGUGGCAUACAAGGCAAGGCAAAGGACGCAGGUGUUGGUCGAGUUCAGUCAAGGUCGCCCACCCCGCCUACGCCAGCGCGCCGGCAGCAAGGUCGCCCAGGAAAUGACAGCGGGAGACGAGUUCGAGAAGGCGCUCCGCGCUAACUGGGCGAAGUUGACCUCAUGUGCUAGACAGCACCAUUGGUGAGGAGCUUGAUAUGGGCGGUAGGAUUUGUCGACCAUUUGACUGCGCAACUGAUAGCGAGAGUUGGAGGAAUUUGGAUCGACUCCUGCAUAUGGUCUACGGUACUACGUAGGCCGGCGAUGAGCCUAG
Molecule: messenger RNA, 1387 nt
Organism: Trematosphaeria pertusa
Lineage: Eukaryota; Fungi; Ascomycota; Dothideomycetes; Pleosporales; Trematosphaeriaceae
Exons: 2
Coding region: 490-1218 (242 amino acids)
Source: RefSeq, a predicted model, not a curated record